AAGAGAAUACUGGAGAGAGAGAGAGUCUUGGUAACAAGCUUCUGUGGGAGUGUAGAGAUGAAGGUGGAGGUGGAGGAGAUCAGCAGGAGCAGGAGAGACAACAAGAACAACGACUGUAAUGGCGGUGAAGGGCACGUGCAAGAAGCGUGCAACAGAACAUUUGGAGCCAAGUGUAGCCAUAUUGCAAAGAAACAAAGGGCUAAAUUUUAUAUAGUAAGGCGUUGUAUAGCCAUGCUUGUAUGUUGGCGUGACAAGGAAAAAUAACACCUUUUUUCACU
Helianthus annuus (common sunflower) is the source of this 278-nucleotide messenger RNA. RefSeq lists its product as uncharacterized. The coding region runs from base 58 to 264 and encodes 68 amino acids. The record is from RefSeq and is a predicted model, not a curated record. Lineage: Eukaryota; Viridiplantae; Streptophyta; Magnoliopsida; Asterales; Asteraceae. Gene Ontology annotation, biological process: negative regulation of cell population proliferation. The transcript has a single exon.